GCGUAGGCGUUACGUCACUGAAGUCCUCCAGCUCUGGGAAGAUGCUGGUGUGUGUCUGCAAAUAAUAAAAUCAUAAAGCAAUACAAAGAAAAAACAGGCCGCUUCCUCUCUAUCAGACAUCUAUUGGACAGACGGUCGUUGCACGUCGGAUGAAACCGACCGGCCAUACAAGGCCACCAUAGUUGCUCCGUUUGACAGAAAGAGACCGGCCUUUGCUUGACAGAUCACAUUCCUAACACUUGAGAAGAAGAUGACCUGGCCUGUUUAUUAGCACAUUCCUUCACAAUACAUUUCUGGUGGGUUCUCUUGCUCGCACUCUAAGCCUGCCAAUAUGUACGGAAGUUCACGCUCCGUGAGCAAAAUGGACAGUAAUCACAGCGGGGGAAGAAACAACCAGGGCAACUCUGGACGCUCGCCACGGCUGCCUCGGUCACCCCGUAUGGGCCAUCGUCGCACCAAUAGCAUGGGGGGCAGCGGUGGAGGCCCGGGUGGCUCUGGAGGCAAGACCUUGUCCAUGGAGAACAUUCAGUCUCUCAAUGCCGCCUACGCCACGUCAGGACCGAUGUACAUGAGCGACAACGAGGUCGCAAUCAGCACCUCCUCCGACCUCCUUAAAAGCGGCGUAGCGACGGGGCGCUUUGGAGGCAGCAUUCCUUAUGGGGUCCGGGCCACGGUUACAGGCAGCACACCGGACAUGGCCAUGGUGCCGGCGGUGUCCACCGACUCCAUGGGCUUUGGAGGGGAGAUCCACGCAGCAUCAACCGUUCCUCACUCGCUACGUCAGGCGAGGGACAACACCAUCAUGGAGCUCCAAGCUCAGCUCAAGGAGGUGCUGAGGGAGAACGAGCUCCUUCGGAAGGAAAUCGAGGUGAAGGAGAGCAAGCUCAGCUCCUCCAUGAGCUCCAUCAAAAGCUUCUGGAGCCCGGAGCUGAAAAAGGAACGUGCGCUGCGCAAAGACGAGGCGUCCAAAAUAGUAGUGUGGAAGGAGCAGUACCGCGCUGUGCAAGACGAGACACAGCACCUGCAGACAACAGUGCAGGCGCUGCAGGCCGAGCUGCGUAUCCAGCGUGACUUGAACCAGCUACUCCAGCCGCCCGGGGAGCCUCUGGCCUGCGAGCCCAGCGAGGAGCAGGAGCGGCAGGCUCGAGAGGUGUUCCUGCUCCGCCGUACCCUGGAGGAGAUGGAGGUUCGCCUGGAGACCCAGCGGCAGACGCUAGUUGCUCGCGAUGAGUCAGUCAAAAAGCUUCUGGAGAUGUUGCACAGCAAGGGACCCUCCACUAAAGCCAGUGAAGAGGAUCACGAACGCACACGUCGCCUCGCAGAUGCUGAGAUGCACGCGCACCACCUGGAGAACCUUCUAGAACAGCGUGAUAAAGAGCUAGCGGCUUUGAGGGAGGAGCUGCAUCGCCGCCUCGAGGGGACGCCAGAGACUACGAAAACCAAAGCUCUCCAGACUGUAAUUGAGAUGAAGGAUUCUCAGAUCAGUUCUUUAGAGAGGGGUCUCAGAGAGUUGGAGGACCAGGUCAUGAUGCUCCGCUCCAGUAGCAUGCUUAGCUGUGAGGAACGGCAGGAGGAGGCCAAACAGAUGGAGGUCUACCGCAACCACACCAAGUUCAUGAAGAACAAGAUGGACCAAGUUAAGCAAGACCUUUCCAGGAAGGACACCCAGCUCCUUGGCUUGCAGACCAAGCUGGAGACCCUGACUAACCAGUUCUCUGACAGCAAACAGCAUAUUGAAGUUAAAGAGUCUCUGACUGCCAAAGAACAACGUGCCGCUAUUCUACAGACAGAGGUGGAUGCUCUGAGGUUGCGUCUGGAGGAGAAGGAGACCAUGUUAAACAAAAAGAGUAAGCAAAUCCAGGAAAUGUCUGAAGAAAAGAGCACGCUCAACGGAGAAAUCCAUGAUCUGAAGGACAUGCUGGAGGUUAAGGAGCGUAAAGUAAACGUGCUUCAGAAAAAAAUUGAAAACCUGCAAGAGCAGCUGAGGGAUAAAGAGAAGCAGAUGAGCAGCCUUAGAGAGAGGGUGAAGUCCCUACAGACAGACACGUCUAACACAGACACGGCCCUCACUACACUGGAGGACUCACUGGCCGAGAAGGAACGUAUUAUUGAGCGCCUGAAGGAGCAACGUGACCGUGAGGAGCGAGAGAAGGCAGAGGAACUGGACAGCAGUAAAAAAGAGCAGGAGUUAAAGGAGAAAGUCAGCAUGCUGCAAGGAGAUCUGUCAGACCGAGAGACUUCUCUGCUGGACCUCAAAGAGCAUGCAUCGUCGCUGGCCUCGUCUGGCCUGAAGAAAGACUCCAAACUGAAAAGCCUAGAGAUCGCCCUUGAGCAGAGGAGGGAGGAAUGCAUUAAACUUGAGAACCAACUAAAGAAGGCUCAGAGCGCUGCAGCCAAUGCACAGGCCAACGCAGAGAUAUCUGAGAGAUUUCUUCACUCCGAAACUGAUGUGGCCAGACACAGAGAAGACUCUAAAGCUCAGGCUGAAGUUGAUCGUCUAUUGGACAUCCUGCGUCAGAUGGAAAACGAGAAGAACGACAAAGACAGAAAAAUCAGUGAGCUGGAGAGUGUGACUUCCAGGCAAAUGAAAGAGCAAAGUAAGAAGUCCUCUGGCAAACACAAGGAGCCGUCAGGGAAGGGCAGAAAUGUCAACGAUGGCCCACAGCAGGAGUCCCUGCGGCAGAAGGCAGAGCGCAUCGAGGAGCUGGAGGAGGCUCUCAGAGAGAGUGUUCAAAUCACUGCCGAGAGGGAGAUGGUGCUGGCGCAGGAGGAGGCCGCACGAACCCACCAGGAGAAACAGAUGGAAGAGCUACUGGGAGCCAUGGAGAAAGUGAAGCUGGAGCUGGAGUCCAUGAAGGCCAAGAUGUCUUCCACCCAGCAGUCCCUGGCAGAGAAAGAAGCUCAUCUGACCACACUGAGAGCCGAAAGGAGGAGACACCUGGAGGAGGUGCUGGAGAUGAAACAGGAGGCCCUGCUGGCCGCCAUAAGUGAGAAAGAUGCUAACAUAGCCUUGCUGGAGCUGUCUUCAUAAAAAAAGAAGACACAAGAGGAAGUGGCCCAGCUGCGGAGGGAGAAGGACCGUUUGGUGCAGCAGCUCAAGCAGCAGACACAGAACCGUAUGAAGCUCAUGGCGGAUAACUACGACGACGGCUACUUGAAAACACCACCUGACCAGACCAACCACAAACCUCCGAAAUCACCCGAUCAGAUAAGAUCUGGGCGGAAAGCUACAGCGCACAGGAGCUCUGCAUCGGCCACCUGAUUAUCCCGUCAACCACCCCAAAACCCUUUACUAACACAACCAGCUCAGCCCACAUCUCAUCACACCAGUUACCCAGGACCCACCGCCCGUGACCACACACACUCUCACAGUGGGAGCCUGGGAUGGUGAGUCAGUGUGGAGCUGCAGUUCCCCCCGGACCCUGCUUUGGACCUCCAGAAGCAAACUGGCCAUGAUCGAACCCUCCAGCUCCACUGUCUCUCACCCCAACUAAACCGGAGCCCUCUAAGAGCCUGUAACUGUCUGUCGUCUUAAUACUGGUGCAGCAUUGAAAAUAUGCAGUGUUAGUUGAGUCGUGAAUGCAAAUUUAAUUUUGUUCUCUUGAUAUGUCAUCAUGGUUGAGUAAAUCCAGAUUUAGAAUGUUAACCUGAUCAAUGGGUGGUGCUAUAUAAACAUAACUGAAUGCCAAACUGUUGUUAAACAAUUUUAAAAAAAGUGUUAUGCUACUUAAACUGCACUCAGCAUUAAGACUACCAGACCUUUCAGAUCUAUUCUGCGUUUAGGUAGCGUCUUGCACUGGUUAUACUUCAUUGGAUGACCCUUGCCCUUUACCGAAAACCUAUAGGACACCUUCAAGAGCAUGACAUAAACAUUUAUAGAUAGUGAUGUCUAUUUGUCACACCUGACUCUUCGUCAGUGGAAAAAAUCAGGUUCUGUAUGUCCUUUAAUUCAAAUUAACAGCUGCUACAAGGAAUAGACAUAAAAUAUAUAUGAAAAGAGUUUGCGUUGCUCAUGAAGGAGUCCACCGAGGGAUGCGUGCAAGAAAUUACAGUUCUCGCUUAAAGAGACUAUAGUUGUUUUCUAGCAGCUCUUAGACAGGACAUCGUAGGCUCCCAAAUAUCUUCAUAUCAUGUCCAGAUAACCAGUUUCUGAGAGCGCAUUGCUGGUUUUAUGUGCUCUCAUAAAUGUGGAUAUCAUUGUGUCUAUCUCUCUCUCUCUCUCAAAGUGGAAUUUUUUAUGUUGCAUUUGUGGCCUAUUGUCUUCGUGUAUUAAAAUUACAAUUAAAAAAAAAGGAUAGUCCACCUAAAAAAAAAAAAAAAAAAAAAAAAAAAGAAAAUGAAAAUGAGAAGAUAAAAUCAGACAAAAGACACGGGUAUGGGUGUUCUGAAUUUGUAUAAAUGUGUAUGUAUAUAAAUAUGUAUUAUCAGUG
Molecule: messenger RNA, 4430 nt
Organism: Puntigrus tetrazona (Sumatra barb)
Lineage: Eukaryota; Metazoa; Chordata; Actinopteri; Cypriniformes; Cyprinidae
Gene: erc1a
Product: ELKS/RAB6-interacting/CAST family member 1a
Biological process (GO): regulation of synaptic plasticity; maintenance of presynaptic active zone structure; neuromuscular synaptic transmission
Cellular component (GO): cytoskeleton of presynaptic active zone
Molecular function (GO): structural constituent of presynaptic active zone
Source: RefSeq, a predicted model, not a curated record